AUGUUGGUUGUAAUGUGUAAACAUAUGAGAGAUUUGGAUAUUAUUAUUACAAGUCAGUUUGAUAAAUGUCUAGAAUGCGAAACUUUUUAUAAGUUAUCUUGGAAUAAGAAAGAAUGUAUUCCUAAAUGUGAUGACGGAAUUACAAUUGAAUAUGAAUUUUGUGACGACUAAAGUAAUGUAUAAUUUGAUGGAUGUUAUAAAUGCUAAGCAAGUUUCUAAUUAGAAUGCAUAUUAUGUAUAGAAUUAUAAUGCUAUGCUUGUAUUGAAGGAUGGCAAAUUAUAGAUAAUAAAUGUUAUCAACAGUGUGGAGAUGGUUAACUUGCUGUUUCAUCUUAAGAGUAAUGGGAUGAUGGAAAUUAUAAUUCUUAUGAUGAUUGUAAUGAUUGUAAAUUUGCUUACGAUCAAAAUUGUUUCUCGUGUGCUACUUCUAAACUUUGUUUUUAUGUUAUGAAUAUUUUGAAUUGGAUGUGA
Messenger RNA from Paramecium tetraurelia, 471 nucleotides. RefSeq lists its product as uncharacterized. Lineage: Eukaryota; Ciliophora; Oligohymenophorea; Peniculida; Parameciidae. The transcript is spliced from 2 exons. The record is from RefSeq and is a predicted model, not a curated record.